AAUAGCACAUAAUGGAAGUUGUCGUUGGAGGACUUGGAAAUGAACUUUCUGUGCCUUCAACGAUGGAAGUUCGUGGUGUUGUUGAGGAUGCUGCACUUGGAGUUGCUAUGACCGCGUGCUGCUCCACAGCGACGUUUUGUCAAAACCGCGUUCAUUUAGUCCACGGGGAGCAGGAAGACAGGCCUUAUGUUUACGGGCCAUGGGGGCGUUGACGAGCAAUAUUGAAGACUUGGGAGACUUUCUCAUCUCUUACUGACAAGAGAUGGAAGAAAAAGAGCUGCUUUCAUAGCCAUUCAGAUUUCAUCAACAAGGCUUAUGCUCUGUUAUUUCUGUAGGAAAUUUUAUCAGUUUCAAAGGAACCCAGCCAUCAUUACAUUGUUAAAGACAUGGUGGAUGCCGUAGUCAGUGUCUUCUUGGAGAAGCUGUUGAAUACUCUAAUAGAGGGGGGCCGCAUAGUGAAUGAAUUCAGGGAUCAAUUUGAGAACUUGCAAAAGGAGCUUGAAUUAAUGCGAAGUGUCCUCAAAGAUGCAGACAAACGAAAAAGAAAGGAACAAACUCUGCAAAUUAUCAUGGGCAAUUUACGAGAGUUGAUUUAUGAAGCUGAAGACAUGCUGGCAGACUGCCAACUUCAAUCAAGGGAAAAUGACUCGUUUUCUAAUGGCUGCCUAACUUGUAUCCAUCCUCCAAAACUUGGGUUUCAAUAUAGAACUGCAAAGCGACUUAGAGAGAUAAAUGAGAAUAUCACUAAGAUUAAGCAAGACCUUUCUUAUCUUGGUCUGUCAACUAGCAAUGGAAUAGCUGGAAUUGAUAUGUGCAAUGACCCCAGAUGGAGCUCUCCUGUGUAUGAUCACACUCUAGUGGUUGGAUUAGAAGGUGACACAAAAAAGUUCAAGGGUUGGCUUUUUGAAGCAGAUCAUGGCAUAUUAUCAAUUGGUGUUGUUGGUAUGGGUGGGUUGGGAAAGACCACAAUUGCUCAAAAGGUCUUCAAUGACAGAGAGAUAGAAGACCAUUUUGAAAGAAGAUUGUGGGUGUCUGUCUCUCAGACAUUUGAUGAAGCACAAAUCAUGAGAAGCAUGCUGAGGAACUUGGGAGAUGCAAGUGUAGGAGAUGACCGAAGUGAAUUGUUGAGGAAAAUAAACAAAUACCUUCUAGGUAAAAGAUUCUUAAUUGUUAUGGAUGAUGUAUGGAGCACUGAUGUCAGUUGGUGGCGUAGAAUCUAUGAAGGCCUGCCCAAGGGAAAUGGAAGCAGUAUUAUCAUCACCACAAGGAUUAAUGAAGUUGCAAGAAUGAUGGGAGUGAGUGAAGCGAGUAUCCACAGGCCUAAGUUCCUUAGCAAGGAUGACAGUUGGUUGCUAUUUCGGAAAAUUGCUUUUGCAGCGUCUGGAGGUGACUGCACAUAUCCUGAGCUGGAACAGGUCGGAAUGGAGAUUGUAUUUAAAUGUAAGGGUCUCCCUUUGGCUAUUAAGGCAAUUGGGGGACUCUUGCUUUAUAAAUCACAUUAUAAUGAGUGGAGGCGAAUCGCAGAAAACUUUCGGGAUGAAUUGGCAGAAAAUGAUGACUCUGUGAUGGCUACAUUACAAUUGAGCUACGAUGAGCUCCCUACACACCUGAAGUCCUGUUUUCUUAGUUUCGCUCUUUACCCAGAGGAUUGUGUCAUACCAAAGGAACAGUUAGUUCAUUGGUGGAUUGGAGAAGGAUUUGUCCCGGUGAGAAUGGGCAGGUCAUUAAUUGAAGCUGGGGAGGAUUGUUUCUCAGGGUUAACAAAUCGAUGUUUGGUGGAAGUAGUUGUCAAGACUUACAAUGGAGUUAUCUCCACUUGCAAGAUUCAUGACAUGGUUCGUGAUUUGGUGAUCAAGAUGGCUAAAGAUGAUGCAUUCUUUAGACUUGAUGGCAUAGGCUGCCGUCACCUGGGUAUUGAUGGCAAUAUGGAUCAUAAGAAGCUGGCUGCCAAUCGGAAGUUACGGGCAUUGUUGUCCACAACCAGGACUGGUGAAGUGAACAAGAUUGUGUCAAGUUUUCCGAACAAGCUUAAUCAGUGUAGAUACCUUGGAGUUUUAGAUCUUUGCAAGUCCAUUUUUGAAAUGCCUCUUGCAGUUCUCCUACGACAGAUUGGUUGCCUUCAGCAUUUAACGUAUCUUAGCUUAAGCAAUACCCAUCCGUUGAUACAAUUCCCUCCUUCGCUAGAGAAACUUAAGAACCUUCAGGUUUUGGAUGUAAGCUAUAGUCAGAAUCUGACAAUCCUGCCUCCUUAUCUCAUGACCUUUAAGAAGCUCAUAGUCUUAGAUGUAAGCCACUGUGGCUCACUUGAUUACUUGCCAAAAGGGCUGGGAAGGCUUUCAAACCUUGAAGUUUUGUUGGGGUUUAGACCAGCUAGAUCAAGCCAAUUAAACGGCUGUCGAAUUGCUGAACUGAGAAAUUUGACCCGACUCAGGAGACUUAGUUUACAUCUGAGUCAGAGUGAUGAGAUUGAAGAUGAUGAGGUCAAUGCAUUGGUAAACCUCCAAGAGCUUCAGCUCCUUACUAUAAGUUGCUUUGAUAGCCACGGGAUUGACCUCAUUGACAAACUUGAUAAACUCUAUCCUCCACCUGCACUCCAAGACCUCUCCCUGAGAUAUUUUCCAGGCAAAAUGAGUCCUGUUUGGCUCAAUCCCUUCUCACUUCCUAUGUUAAGAUAUCUUUCAAUCUCUUGUGGAAAUGUUGCAAAAAUUCAUCAAAGCUUUUGGGGGGAGAAUAACACAGUCUGGAAAAUCGAGGCCAUGUUGCUGGAAUCUCUCUCAGAGUUGGAAAUGGACUGGCGAGUGGUACAACAAGUGAUGCCAUCUCUGAGGAUUGUGAAUGCUAGUUGGUGUCCAGAAUUAACAUCAUUCCCGAUUGAAGAUAUUGGAUUUAGAGGGGGUGUUUGGACAAAGGGGGAGCACAAGGCUAAUAAGGAAUUGAUUGCUCAAGAGAAAUCGCAGACGUCAAGUUCUAUCAACCAAGAGGUUGACCUCGAUGUAUUGAUGGAUAAAGAAGCUGAGAAGCGAGAAACCCUAAAGAAACAAGGACAUGGAGAGUACAGGGAGAUAGCUGAGGGGGAUUUCUUGGGUGAAGUCACUGGCAGUGAGAAAGUUAUUUGCCACUUCUACCAUAGGGAGUUCUAUCGGUGCAAGUAUAGCUAUUGCUUUAAUUCUCUCUUUCACUCGCUUGGGCGUGCACUUUUGAACAUUUUCUAUAUCACAAAUUUUAUGUCAUGUUGAUUGAUUAUUCUAGAAUUAUGGAUAAGCAUUUGAAAGUGCUUGCACUAAGGUAUCUUAACACCAAGUUCAUCAAGCCGGAUGCUGAGGUCACUUGGUUUUAGUCAUUGCAAAUGUAUGAAUAAGAUUUGAAAAUGAGUUGUCUAUGUUGUUCGAGUUCUAACAAUUGUAACUGAACUGCAGAAUGCACCCUUCUUUGUUACCAAGCUUGGAGUCAAAACUUUGCCUUGUGUCAUACUAUUCAGCUCUGGCAAUCUUUAUUACUUUGUUUAGCUCAUAAAGAGUAUAAUAUUUUAAACUACCUGCGAGCUUUCUUUGUUUGAUUUGCUCAAGUACAGAAGAAGAAUAGAAAGUUGAAAUCUAAUCACUUGCUAAUCUUCAUGAUUAUAACAUUCACCAGUCUAGUUGUCUGCUAUGAGUCUCGAGCAAUUAGCCUUACGCUCUGCAUAUGCGUGAAGUUGUUAAGACCUCAUAUUGAGAUUUUACAUCAAUAAUGAUAUUAGAAAUUUACAUUGUUUAUGAACAGUAUUAUUUGAAAGGAUUUCCAGUGUUUGCUUAGAAGAGGGACUUCAAUUGAUAGGCUGAUUGGGUUUCAAGAUUUGGGAGGAAAAGAUGAUUUCACCAACAAAUCGCUUGAGAUUCUUCUGAUAAAGAAGGUAAUGUCCAGUCUGCUGUGCAACUAAAUAGCUUCAUAGUUACAGGUAUAAUUAGCGAGAAGAAAGAGGAUGAAGAGGGUGAAAGCAGACGCAGGACAGUAAGAUCAUCUGUGGCCUCAACUCUGACUCUGAUUCCGAUUGAAAAACCGUAAAAGAAGCUGCAGUUUUACGCCUUGUUUAUCUGGAGUCUUCUUUUUCUUCUCCGCAAAUGAGUGAUUGUAUCGAUAUUUUACUUGUUGCUUCAUCUAUUACCUCUGCAAAAUUUAUUUUACUCAA
This is a messenger RNA of Manihot esculenta (cassava), 4165 nucleotides long. Its product is annotated as disease resistance RPP13-like protein 4. Lineage: Eukaryota; Viridiplantae; Streptophyta; Magnoliopsida; Malpighiales; Euphorbiaceae. The coding region runs from base 387 to 3236 and encodes 949 amino acids. The transcript is spliced from 4 exons. The record is from RefSeq and is a predicted model, not a curated record. Gene Ontology annotation, biological process: defense response to other organism. Gene Ontology annotation, molecular function: ADP binding.